UUUAAAAAAUAAAGUAGCAAAUUAAUUUAAAGAACACUUUAAAAUUUAAAGGGAACUUUGCAACAUUGGUUUCGAACGUUUUUAAAUUAAAGUUCCUUGGUAGAUUUGGUAGUACUUAAAGUGGACUAGUUCUUGUGAAAUUCAUCGGAAUCCGUCUGGAUUAAAUCAUGUAUUGAAGACCGUUUUCACAAGUUACCGGUACCUGUCGAGAUUUUAUGAAGUUUAAAAUACCAAGGGGUGGGAAACAUAACAAGGAAGAUGCUAAUGAAACAACAAGUUCUGUAGGCCAAGCGCGCUUCGUGAUGGUGGAAGAAGGAACAUCUGGUAUCUGUUGAACGGCAAUGUUCGGAAUUUCACCGAGUUCUACCUGAGAAGGUAAAAGACAAGCCAUCAAGAUCGGAUCUAGAAAGCUGAAGGAAGUUUUAUAUCGAAGAAAGGGAUGGAACUUUGGUUGUUCUAUAUUGUAGCUGUAGCGGGAUUUUUUACAUGCGUUCCCGCUGACAAGAUUUACGACGAUCAGGUGAAGAAUCAGUGGUUCAAAGAUGGAAAUAAUUUAAUCAAGAAGAAUUUAGGCGUUAAACCAAACACAAACCCAGCGAAGAAUGUAAUUUUUUUCUUAGGUGACGGCAUGGGAAUCAGUACGACGACUGCGGCGAGAAUAUUUGAUGGUCAGAGUCGAGGAAUAUCUGGUGAAGAGAAUGUUUUGAGUUGGGAAGAAUUUCCUUAUACAGCAAUAUCAAAAACCUAUAACGUCGAUGCUCAGAUUCCUGAUUCAGCCGGGACUGCAACAGCUUUUGCUUGUGGUGUAAAAACAGAUGAAGGUAUUCUGGGUCUUAACGAAAAAGCGGUAUUCGAGGACUGCGCCAGCGCUGCUGGAAACGAGGUCUUGUCAAUCUUAACCUAUGCGGAAAAGGCAGGGAUGAGUACUGGUUUAAUCACGGACACACGCGUGACGCAUGCGACACCCGCAGCCUUCUACAGUCACUCGGCGUCGCGAAAUUGGGAGAAUGAUCAAGCGGCACAGGGGGACUGUGUCGAUAUAAGCACACAAUUGAUAAACUAUCCCUACGGCGAUGGUAUCGACGUCGUUCUCGGAGGUGGUUGGAGAAGCUUCUACAGCUGCGGAACAGUAGCACCCGAUGGUCAACUGUUGAACGAUUCAAAAUGCCGCCGGGAUGGAAAAGAUUUAACAAAGGAAUGGGUGAAGAAAUAUAACAACUCUGCAUACGUGACUAAUAGAACCCAACUAAAUAAUGUUGAUGCAAGCAAAGUCGAUCAUUUGCUUGGACUGUUUUCAUCAAGUGGCAUGACUUACGACAUUCUUCGUAAGAAGAAGAAAAAAACGUUUGAACCAACGAUGAUAGAGAUGGUUGAAAAAGCUUUAGAAAUUUUAAAGAAGAACCCGAAAGGCUUCUUUCUUCUUGUCGAAGGUGGGGAAAUCGACUGGGCACAUCAUGAGGGAGCGGCCAAGAUAUCCCUUUCCGAGGCCUCUGCUUUUGCCGAAACUGUGAAGAGAGCGAGGGAAGUAACCAAUGAAAAUGAAACUCUGGUGAUCGUAACGGCCGACCAUUCCCAUUCAUUUGUCCUUUAUGGGAAGAAAGUGAAACGUGGCAACCCCAUCCUGGGUUUUCAGGAUACAAAAUUCCCGGAUGGCAAACCUGGUCUGACUCUCUCCUAUGCUAACGGUCCUGGGGGACUGAAGUUUGAGAAUCAGUCCCGAGCGAAUCUUACCGGAGUCGAUUAUACCGCAGACGAUUUCCUCCAGCAGGCGUUGAUUUAUUUCCGUAGCGAGGACCAUGCAGGCGAAGACGUUGGAAUCUAUGCAACAGGACCUUCUGCUCAUCUCUUCCAUGGCGUGGUGGAACAGAACUACAUCUUCCAUGUUAUGGAUCAUGCCCUCUGUCUCACCGAAAGCAAACAACAGAACUGUACAAAGCCCUACGCCCGUGGCGGCCCCGCUCCCACUACAGCUCCCCCACCUACCAAAGCCAACUCUGAAAGGCUUUCAUUCAGGGGCCAGGCAUACUUCGUAUUUGCUGCAAUGCUAAUUUCUCAUGCUAUUUACUAUUAAUUCUAUCACAAGUUACAGUUUUCAAGAAUACAGUAUAUUACCUUUCCACUUAGAUUGCCUGAUUAGAUUCACUUAGUGUCUAAUAUAACUGCCCACUGAUUUACUUGUAUUUAUAGGAAUUAGUCUUGUUAAGCACAGUGAAUGAACGUUAAUAGUUUUUCACGUU
Messenger RNA from Dendronephthya gigantea, 2237 nucleotides. Its product is annotated as alkaline phosphatase-like. The record is from RefSeq and is a predicted model, not a curated record. Lineage: Eukaryota; Metazoa; Cnidaria; Anthozoa; Malacalcyonacea; Nephtheidae. Gene Ontology annotation, molecular function: alkaline phosphatase activity. Bases 440 to 2071 code for a protein of 543 amino acids. Gene Ontology annotation, biological process: dephosphorylation. The transcript is spliced from 11 exons.